Molecule: messenger RNA, 716 nt
Organism: Python bivittatus (Burmese python)
Lineage: Eukaryota; Metazoa; Chordata; Lepidosauria; Squamata; Pythonidae
Source: RefSeq, a predicted model, not a curated record
GAAUGCUCGUAGCGUUCCCUUCCCUUUCCUUCGGGCUUCUGUGGGUGACGCGUCACAUUCCACCUCAGCGCGAUCGGACACGAGCGAGACCAACGGACGGGGUUCUGGGUUGGACUGGGAGAAGCGGCCAGAGAGAGGGCGGUUGUGAACGGCCACUGACGCGCCUGCUACUAGCCCGUCCUGUGAGGGGACACUCCUCAGCUUGGCCCUGUCUCGUAACCAACAGCAACCGCCACCGAGAGGAUGCGUCGCCACCCCCUGGCCCGAAGAAGUGGACGGGGGAGACGAUGAAGGAGGUGCUGCCCCGUCGGCUUCUGAUACUGGCCGCCUCCUUCCUCCUUGGCUGCUUGCUCGGAUUUCCCAGCUGGCAUGUCUUUUGUAAAGAGAGUCCUGUAUCUUUAUCUUUGCAUUCGCCAAAUGAGAACUCUCCCUUGCCAAAUGUGGAUGAGAACAUCCAGGAAACGGAAGAGACUGAUGGAUCCCUCAGAACACUGUCUUUACAAUAUAUUGAUUCCACUACAAAUAUUUAUUCUGAAGAUGAUUCAGUUGACUCUAUAAAGCAAAAAGAGAAUAUGGAAGAGGAAUUAAAGAAAUCUGAAGUUCAGGAACAGUCUUCAAUUAAUUCAAAUGAAGCUUCUUUCAUCAUAGCUGGUAUUCCUGAGAAUACUUUCAGCAUACCUACCUCUGAGAUCUCACCAGUCUCUCAGCCCAAGUAA